AUGGGUGCUGCUGCGGCGGAGGUGGAGGCAUCUACGGCAGCUGCCUCAAGUGCCGUCGACAUCGGCGUGGGCGAGAGGGGCCAGUCUCCGAAUAAAAAGCCUCGGACAGCAGCCAAGACUUUUGAGACCAUUCUGGAAAGAGCCGGCUUUGCAAACUUCGAGCCACCCGAGGGCGACAAAGACAAGAUGGCCGUCAAGCGAUUGCAGCACAUGGCGCCAGACAUUGUGAGGCUCGUGUUGACGAUCCGGGAAAGCGAAGGAUUCUUGUCAUCCGUCCAGCUGUCUGGCCAGCGCAAGCCCGGACACAACAAGCACAAUGAUUUGCAGCGUGAGCUCGCAAAGGCGCAGCAGGCUUACGGCUUGGUGGGCGUGAGGGAGUCUCGAGCCACUGCUUGGAUGCGAUUCAGCCAGUUGGUGGCCUCCAAGGCUGCAGAGCUGGAUGCCGAGGACAGCUCCAUUGCAGAGCAGAUCACCACCUUCAGGCCGAGUGUGGCCAGGGAUGACUCUGGCCAGCGGCGGUACCAGGUGCUUGGGCUGCGUCUCCACCCAGUGGGCGAGACUCAGCUAGGCCUCGUCGAGCAAGUGUUCCGAGGAAGCAUCGGCCGCAAGAAGCGAGCAGCUGCAAAGCCUGCAGAGUCGGUGCUGCCAGCUCGGCAGUGUGUGCGACUUCACAUCUUGCUGCUGUCCAAGCUGCUGUCCAGCAUCAGUUAUCAAGCAACAGCGCUGUCAGAUGCAUGGAUCGUCGAUCCGUUUGACGAGGAGGCUCCCUUGCUUUACCAAGUGCCAGCUGAAAUCGUGGAGGAUGAGUGGCGAGUCCUAGUCCGCCUCAGGCCGAGUGCGGUCGCUGCGGCCUUGAAGAUCCAGGGCCUCGCCAUCCAGACGGGCAGCGAUGAUCAGAAUCCGGUCUCUGACAAAGUCUGGUUCACGAUCGGCAGCUUUCCGCCGACGAAGCUUGGCAAGGACAACGUCGAGCAGUACAUGGAGUGCUGCCGUCGGAUGUAG
Molecule: messenger RNA, 1002 nt
Organism: Symbiodinium sp. CCMP2456
Lineage: Eukaryota; Dinophyceae; Suessiales; Symbiodiniaceae
Source: the annotation of a GenBank genome assembly